Molecule: messenger RNA, 336 nt
Organism: Thelazia callipaeda (thelaziosis nematode)
Lineage: Eukaryota; Metazoa; Nematoda; Chromadorea; Rhabditida; Thelaziidae
Source: the annotation of a GenBank genome assembly
AUGUUACCCAAACAGCACUCAUCACGCCUGUCCAUAUGUGUCUCCUUAGACAUAGGACGUGUAAGCGUAGGCGUGAGCAUCUGUCUUUAUUUGCAUCUAUAUUUGAAAGGUCAAAGCAAAAUCUGGCAGGGAGUACUGAACGGACAUAGAACAAAGAAAAAGCAUUUGAGGCAGCAUAUGCAUAUAGUUGAGGUUGAGAAAGAUGCAUUAUGUUUAACACAAGCUGGAUUCAAUCGAUCAUCACCAGUUCUCAGUAGCCAGCUGACACAGUGGUCAGAUACUCUUGGAAAAUCAGUCAUACAUGAGAAGGUAACGAAAUUAGAAUUACCCGAGUAG